This is a messenger RNA of Bipolaris victoriae FI3, 1536 nucleotides long. RefSeq lists its product as hypothetical. The transcript has a single exon. Lineage: Eukaryota; Fungi; Ascomycota; Dothideomycetes; Pleosporales; Pleosporaceae. Bases 1 to 1536 code for a protein of 511 amino acids. The record is from RefSeq and is a predicted model, not a curated record. Gene Ontology annotation, cellular component: U4/U6 x U5 tri-snRNP complex. Gene Ontology annotation, biological process: mRNA splicing, via spliceosome.
AUGACCAUGGCCGAGAAGCGCCCCUAUCCCGAGGGUCAGGGCCCGAAUAGCGAUGUGAAGCGCCCGAAACCAUCAGAUGCUGUCGAAGCUGCAAAAGCCAGAGCCAAAGCAAAGGCCGCCGAAAUUGCAGCCCGAUUCGCGAAACCCGCUGCCUCUUCAACCCCCCUACCGCCGGCGGCUGGGGCAAGUGAUGCGGUUCAAGACAAACUAGCAGCCAUGAAGGCGAGGAUGGAGGCGCUGAAGGCGGGCUCAGCAGCCAAAACCCCCGCUCCCGAUUCCACGGGCCCACGCUUUGCGACAACCCUGGGCAACCGUCGCUCGGAAACGCCCCUGGUUGAUGCGAAACCCAAGGCCGCGGUGAUGAGCCAAAAACAACCGCAAGAUGAAGAGCUAGAAAACCCGUACUUUGACCCCAAGACUGCUGCUCUUGCCAAGAAGAGGGGCCCCCGUGUCCUCUCGUUCAACGAACAUGGAAAGUACCUCGACCAGGCCUCGAAGCUGCGCGCACAACGACGACUCGAGGAGAUUAAAAAGACACUCGCUAUUCAAGCCCGCCGCGCUGGUCUUGAUGAAAACAGUGAACGCGGCUUCCUGGUCCAGUCCCCUCCGGAUAUCGAAUGGUGGGACGAGGGUAUCCUAGCCGAGCCCAACUACGAUUGCAUCGACGACCCGUCCAAAGUCAAGGUUGACACUGAUGAUUCCAUCAUAACACUAUAUGUCCAGCAUCCACCACUACUCAAAGCGCCCCAAGAUCAGCGCCUGGUCCAGGUUAAGCCCAUGUAUCUUACCACUAAAGAAACACAGAAGCUACGCAGGAUGCGACGUGCUGCAGACCUCAAAGAACAUCAGGCUAAGAUUCGUCUCGGUCUUGAACCGCCACCACCACCAAAGGUCAAGCGCGGUAACAUGAUGCGUGUCAUGGGAGAACAAGCCAUUGCAGAUCCCACAGCUGUUGAGAUGCUCGUCGAAUCGCAGAUCCAGCAGCGUCAUGAUGACCAUGUUACAGCAAAUGAAGAGCGCAAGUUGACCAAAGAAGAAAGACAAGCGAAGCUUGCUGCGAACCAGGAGAAGGAUGCGCAAAAGGGACUAUACAUGUGUGUCUUCAAAAUCAAUACUCUGGCAUAUGGCAAGCACCGCUUCCAGAUCGACAGCAACGCCAAGGAACAUGCCCUCACCGGAAUUACACUGUUCAAUCCUGAUUUGAAUCUGGUUGUAGUCGAAGGUGGUGCAUAUGCAAUCAACAAGUACAAGAAACUCAUGCUCCAGCGCAUCAAAUGGCAUGAGAAUGGUCCACCUACAGAGAACCAGAUGGAGAAGCAAGCCUCGGAUCCGCAAUGGCUGAGACCGCUCACCGACACUGGGGAUGUAAAGGACCACUCAUCCAACAAGUGUACGCUCAUCUUCGAGGGCGAGAUCAAGGAGCGAUCUUUCCGAAAAUGGGGCUCAAGAGUAUGCGAAACCGCUGGUGAAGCUCGCGAGACGCUUGGCCGCGCCAAGCUCGACAGCUUGUGGGCGCUCGCUAAGAGUAUCGAAUGA